AUGGCUCCUCCUCCUCCCCCGAUAUGUUUUCCCUUCAUGGGUUCAAAGCCAAAGCGCCGCAUUUCGUGGACGAACACCGACCAUUCCGUCGAGACCAUCCCUCGCGACCAGAUCAUACGACAGGGCUCGUAUUCUGCAACUUCCACAUUGACAUCUGCCCCAGAAAACCUCACUUUCGUAUCCGACUCCGAGAAAUAUGACGAAGUCCCAACUACUAUGACCGUCAUUCCCUCCGAGGACGACCGCAAAGGCAAGCUCGUGCGCUCUAAUACCAUGACCGGCACGAAAAAGUCGACUGCUUCGUCCAAGUGGGGUUAUGGCUGGGGAAUUGGAAGGAGAGGUGGGGAUGGCAAAGGGAAAGAGCAAGAGAAGGAUCUGGAUCGGUCUCUGGAUAGGCAAAUGUCGCAGAAGUCCCAAGUGUCCCAAGUAUCGCAUAAGACCAAAGAGUCGAAAGAGUCCGAGGCUCCUCUUUAUGUUCGCAUCCAACCCCCAACGCGGUCCAACACGAAGUCGACUCAAGCAUCCAAGUCGACGCAGGCUUCGAAGGAUUCUCAAGCCUCGAAGGCCUCACACAACACUCAAUCCACCCAUCGUAGCAAACAGUCCCAACAGAGCGAUCUCACUUACCGAAGCCAUCGCAGUUCCCCUUCGAUGGGACCUUCGGGAUCUCGUCCACAUCUAAACUCAAAUGACUCAUCCAGCACGCUUGUUGGUUCUGCCUUGGACCGCAAGAUCCAGGACACCGACUCGUAUCAAGGCAGGAUAGACACCACCGAGCGGUUGGAAGCGCUGCGAGGGCUGAUGGCAAAGGACAACCUGGACUACUACGUCAUCCCGAGCGAAGACGCCCAUGGAUCUGAAUAUGUCGCUGCUAGCGACAAGCGGAGAGAAUUCAUCUCGGGUUUCACUGGUUCGGCCGGGCAGGCUGUGGUGUCCAAAACAGCAGCGUACAUUAUCACUGAUUCGAGGUAUUGGAUACAAGCCCGAGAGCAAGUUGACCCGAAUUGGCACCUCGUUGCUGCUGGGUCGAUCGAUGGGCCGAAGGAUUGGAUAGAAUGGCUUGUGGACCGUGUCAAGGACUGCAGGAUCGGCAUCGACGCUCGCAUGUUGCCCCACGAGAAAGCCACCCUCCUGAAUUCGAAAAUAGGUACUCUCAAUUCGAAGUUGGUGUUCCCACCCCAGAACUUGGUGGAUUUGGUUUGGACGGAUAAACCUGCGAAAUCAAAGGAUCCGGUGUUCUUGCAACCCAGAGAAUUCACUGGUGAAGACGCGACCAGGAAGCUAGAGAAAGUCCGGGAAUGGAUCCGUGAUCAACCCGCUUCUACCCUGUCAUAUUCCAAAGCACCGCCUACGCCAGCUCAAAUACAUGUUGGAACGUUGAUCACCAACCUUUCGCAGAUAGCGUACUUGCUGAAUCUUCGAGGUUCCGACAUACCCUUCAAUCCGCUCUUCCAAGCGUACCUCUACGUUGGCCUCGACAAGGCAAUCAUCUUCCUCGAGUCUCCGAAGGCGCCAGAGGAUAUACAGACUUACCUCCGGACAAUUGGUGUGGAUAGGCGGGAUUACAACGAUUUGUGGACAUUCCUGAGGAAGAGGGAAUGGGGGGAGGGCAAGCUGCUGAUAUCCCCUCAAACCUCAUAUGCGAUCUCCUUGAUGCUCACACAUUUCCGCUAUACCGUUACGCCGUCGCAUGUCGAACGUAUGCUAUCGCUCAAGAACUCUGUUGAACUCGACGGUUUGAGAAGAGCUUACUUACGGGAUGGUGUUGCAUUUGUCCGCUUCCUUGCUUGGCUAGAGGUGAAACUGAGCGAAGGCUACGAUAUCACCGAAUAUGAAGCGGCUUUCCGGCUGACAGAGUUCAGACGACGCAACAAGUAUUACAUGGGAUUGGCCUAUGCGAAUAUCUCUGCGUCAGGUCCUAACGCUGCGCUGCCUCAUUAUGUACCCCACAAAGCCACAGCCAGAAUGAUUGAUCGAGAUAGCCCCUACCUUAAUGACUCUGGAGGACAAUACCGAGACGGAACUUGCGAUACCACACGCACGUUGCACUUCGGCCGGCCCACACCUGAACAGUGUGAAGCGUACACCAGAGUUUUGCAAGGACAUAUUGCUAUAGAUAGCGCAGUGUUCCCAGAAGGCACUUCCGGUGCGCAGCUCGAUGUACUAGCUCGUAAAGCACUUUGGAAGGAUGGAUUAAACUACAUGCACGGAACUGGUCAUGGGUUUGGUUCGUUCCUCAAUGUCCAUGAGGGCCCUCAAGGCUUCUCGAGUGCUGUUCCCCUAGAAUAUGGUCAUGUGGUGACCAAUGAGCCCGGCUUCUAUAACGAGGGUAAAUGGGGCAUGAGAAUAGAAUCUGCCCUCGCCGUCAAGCGCGUGCAGACUCGGGGUGCCUUUAACGGUGACAUCUGGUUGGGCUUUGAGCGGCUGACAUGUGUUCCGAUCCAAACUCGUAUGGUGAAGGAGUCUAUGUUGACCAAGGAAGAGAAACAGUGGCUGAAGGACCAUAACCAACGAUGCUACGAGAAGCUCGCCCCCUUCCUAAAGGAUGAUAAACGCGCGUUGAGGUGGCUCAAACGCGAGGCUGAACGUGGGAUCGGGCUCGUUGGCCCAGGUCCCGGCGGUGUUACCAUUGAUUGGAACUGA
Messenger RNA from Pleurotus ostreatus (oyster mushroom), 2643 nucleotides. RefSeq lists its product as uncharacterized. The record is from RefSeq and is a predicted model, not a curated record. Lineage: Eukaryota; Fungi; Basidiomycota; Agaricomycetes; Agaricales; Pleurotaceae. The transcript is spliced from 13 exons. Gene Ontology annotation, molecular function: metalloaminopeptidase activity. Bases 1 to 2643 code for a protein of 880 amino acids.